GCUUACAAUUCACCGUUUGGCGAUAGUAGUGCACCAGGCUAUACUUAUCCCGGUCAGGAGCGAAUUCAUGAACAACAAGCUGAAGUAAAUGCAGUGGUUGGAAUAAUGAAAGAAAAUGUCUCUCGAGUGCUCGAACGGGAUCAAAGACUCGCUGACCUUGACCACAGAGCUGAUGAGUUGCAGGUGCAUUCGAGGGAAUUUGAAUCAAUUUCUCGAAAUAUUCAAAGGAAGUACUUCUGGCGUAACAUGAAGAUGUGGUUCAUUAUCGCUGGCGUUGUUGUGGUCCUCAUUAUUGUUAUAAUCAUUUGGGCCACGUCUGGUAGGUCGUAG
Rodentolepis nana is the source of this 330-nucleotide messenger RNA. The record is from the annotation of a GenBank genome assembly. Lineage: Eukaryota; Metazoa; Platyhelminthes; Cestoda; Cyclophyllidea; Hymenolepididae.